Lathyrus oleraceus (garden pea) is the source of this 576-nucleotide messenger RNA. RefSeq lists its product as uncharacterized. NCBI's taxonomy places the organism in Eukaryota, Viridiplantae, Streptophyta, Magnoliopsida, Fabales, Fabaceae. The transcript has 2 exons. The record is from RefSeq and is a predicted model, not a curated record. Bases 1 to 576 code for a protein of 191 amino acids.
AUGUAUCACCCAAAUUUUCUCUAUGAUUAUCACUCCCAGUAUUUUGAGGAAUCGCAAGAUUCUCAUAAAUCCGACCUGGAAAUAUUAAUGGAGGAUUUCAUUACACCUCUAGGACCAUUCUCUGAGAAAUAUGUCGAUGUUGUAACAAUCAUCAGUGAAAAAUCUAUCGAAAAUCCUGAGAGUGAUAAUGAGGAGGGUUCAGGUGAGAAAGGAGUAGAGAUUGAGAAAGAUCCACCGACACCACCCGAAAGGGAUGUUGUCGAAGAGGUAGAGAAGGAAGCACUAUGUGUUGUUCCUCCUCCCUAUAAAUCACCAAUUCCUUUCUCGCAAAGGUCUGUGGAAGUUAAGAUAGACCCCAAAUCCGAAAGGUAUGAGGAGCUAUUGGAAAAUAUCCACACCAAUGCACCUUUAUUUGAGAUCCUGAAUAAGAAGAGAAAAUUAGAAGACCGUGAAACUAGGGAACUCAUUAGUAUUAAAAGGGGCAAGUUAGACUUUGAGGUGGUGGAUGCAAAAAUUGAACCCAAACCUGAAAAGCUAGCUCUCAGGAUAGAGCCAGAACCACCACCACAAGUUUAG